AUGUAUCCGCCGCCAGGCAUUCACUUCCGCAACCCUUUCGUCGACUCCAGGCCCUCGACAUCUCAGACCUUUGCCAACUCUCAAUACAAGCUCGACCUCGACAUCCAAUCUCCCUCUGGCUCGGCCAAGGUCUCAUUCCCCAGCAAGAAGCCCUUGACGCCGCCGCCGGACAUGAACAGUAUUGCCUCGCAUGUGCAGCCUCAGCACAGCAGCUAUUAUGGAGAGAGAUCUUCUGCCGCUCCUGUCAAGUACGAGCACCGCACCUACGACCAGCCCGCCUACGAUCAGAGUCAAAGUCAGAGCCACAACCAGAACCAGCUCCACCUGCCAAAGCCCGAUGUCAGCGCCGCAAGACCACCGAGUCCAGUCUACCAACCACACCCCGUACACUUCAUCGACCCUCCAAACCAGAAGCGGGACUCUCACAUGAGCGCCAUUGCCCCGUCGCUACAAAUCCCACGAUCCGUCAACAACAGUCAGGGAAGUAUUGCUGAGCUAGCAGCACAGAUCACAUGUCUCUUCUGGUUCGAGAGUUCCAGCACAUUAGACCGGGCUGACGACCCUGCAACCACGUACAACGUACAAUCACUGGUACCCGAGGCUAUCCCUACAACAGGCUUUCGCAAGUGGGUGACAACCAUUCUCUCGACCACCCAAGUCACACAAAAUGUCAUCAUCCUCGCCCUCUUGUUUGUCUACCGCCUGAAAAAGCUGAACCCGAGUGUCAAGGGAAAGCCCGGUAGCGAGUACCGUCUCCUGACAGUCGCACUGAUGCUCGGCAACAAGUUUUUGGACGAUAACACUUACACAAACAAGACAUGGGCUGAGGUUUCGGGUAUUUCGGUGGCCGAGGUGCACAUUAUGGAGGUCGAGUUCUUGAGCAACAUGAAGUACGCCCUCUUCACGUCAGCAGAAGAAUGGGGUCAGUGGCAGAACAGACUUGGCCGCUUUGCCAGCUUCUUCGAUCGCGCUUCAAGACCCAUGCCUCAGCUGCCUCACACGCUUCCCUCGCCGCCUACUUCAAAUUACGCCUCGCCUCCUCAUUACGGUGCCACCAACCCCGUCACUCACUCCUUCCCUCAGUACCCGUCCUCGCUCGGCCCGCUUCCUGAUCUGACCUCUCAGUUCUCACGAAAGAGAAGCCUUGAUACCUACAUUGAGCCUCCUGCCAAGCGCAUGGCUGCUUACCCUACUCCGGCUCACAACUAUACUCCGAGAGUCACUCUGCCAAGCCUCCCUCUCCCCCAGCCGACGUCUCAUUCAUCCCAGCACUUGCCGCCUCAGCUACCUCAACUGCCUCAGCUGCCUCCACUGAACUACUCGCACCGACCCAUGAACCAGGUGACCCAGCCCCCUACUUCGUGGACCCCGGCCACCUCCAUUCCCGCUCCCAUCUCGCAUGCUGGUACCCCUGCCGCUAUCACUUCGGUCCCUCAAUCUGUUGUUCACUCGAGACAUCAGAGUCCCUACCCUUCCUCUGCCGCUGUCUCUCCCACCGAUGGACAUUACCAACCUGCAGGUCAGGCUCACGUCUCUCAACUGUCGCCUUCCUUCUUCCUGGCUCAGCGUAACAGCCCUUAUCGACCAGUCCGUGGUGUCUCGACUUUGCUUGUUCCUCCUCCUUCUCGUGCCUUGCAACAGCCUCAGAACGUUCAGCGCGAGCAGAUGCAUUAUCAGCCACUCGGACGUCCACAGGAGCGCCAACAAGGCCGCCUUCCUUACAUCGAGAGUCAGUGGUUCGAAGGAAAUCCUUCUUCCAAUCAGUGGUACUCGCAAACCCAGCAUCCACAACUCCCGCCCACCUCCUUCUACAACAGAGGCUAG
Messenger RNA from Aureobasidium pullulans EXF-150, 1824 nucleotides. RefSeq lists its product as uncharacterized. Gene Ontology annotation, biological process: regulation of cyclin-dependent protein serine/threonine kinase activity. The transcript is spliced from 2 exons. The record is from RefSeq and is a predicted model, not a curated record. Bases 1 to 1824 code for a protein of 607 amino acids. Gene Ontology annotation, cellular component: cyclin-dependent protein kinase holoenzyme complex; nucleus. Lineage: Eukaryota; Fungi; Ascomycota; Dothideomycetes; Dothideales; Saccotheciaceae. Gene Ontology annotation, molecular function: cyclin-dependent protein serine/threonine kinase regulator activity; protein kinase binding.